This is a messenger RNA of Pyrenophora tritici-repentis Pt-1C-BFP, 1178 nucleotides long. Its product is annotated as Mpv17-PMP22 domain containing protein. The record is from RefSeq and is a predicted model, not a curated record. NCBI's taxonomy places the organism in Eukaryota, Fungi, Ascomycota, Dothideomycetes, Pleosporales, Pleosporaceae. Gene Ontology annotation, cellular component: mitochondrion; cytoplasm; membrane.
AUGAUCGCUCCUUCCAGCGCCUGGGUCCGCGUGAGUCUACGUCGCAUUCCGAACGCCCCUUCUCCUCGGAACGGCAAUACCGGAACUCCUUCACCCUUUGAACACACACGCUUCCGAUUCAACCCGCACACAUCACGUCGCUACAAUGCCCCACGACCAAACGCCGGCCAAAUCAAUGAGAGUGCGCAGACAAUUCCCGGCCCGAGCUGGCUUUGGCUUCAACCCAUCAUCGAACCCUUCCGCGCAUAUGGUCGCGUGCAACAAAGAAAGCCGUACAUGACACAGUUGAUAUCUUCGCUGGUCAUUUAUUUUGUUGGGGAUUUGGUGGCGCAGAGUAUCUCGCCUACUCCCACCACGGCCGAAAGUCUGGCACUUGCGGAUGAUGCCGAGGAAAAAGGAUGGGUCCAGGAAUGGAGCAACAACCGCGACUGGGCACGUACGGGUCGCGCACUUGUCAUCGGAGGAUUGAGCUCCAUUCCAUCGUACAAGUGGUUCUUGUGGCUGUCCAACAAUUUCAACUACAGCUCAAAGUUGCUCUCCAUAACGACAAAGGUUACUAUAAACCAAGCCUUCUUCACUCCCUUGUUCAACUCGUACUUCUUCGGCAUGCAAUCCCUUCUUUCAGGCGCAUCCGGUGCCGAGAUUGUCGAACGAAUCAAGAACACAGUUCCAACAAGCUGGCUCAACAGCUGCAAAGUCUGGCCCGCCAUCACGGCCUUUAGCUUCACGUACAUACCGCUUCAGUACAGGAGCAUAUUCGGCGGCGUCAUCGCAAUCGGCUGGCAAACCUAUCUCAGCCUGCUCAACCAGAGAGCCGCUGCCAAGGAGGAGAAUGGAGCUGAAGCAGAACACGUGCCAGCUGUAAAGACAAGAGUUAUGGAGACCAGGGCAGAGCGUGGGCACGGCCAGCAAAAGUGUCCCAUGUGAUGCACCUGCUACCGGAAUUCAACAUCAGCAGCGUUUCGGACUCAUUGGACGAGUUUCAUCGGCUGACGGACUUGAGUCCGACAACACGACAUUCACUUUCCUGACUUAGGUCAGCGACUUCUUUUUUCCUUUGUUCAAUUGUAGAUAUCCAAGAGCGAGCACAUCGCAUAUAGACUGGCGUUUGGGGAUUUGAUACCACGAGUAAACCGCAUAGACGAUAGGACGCAAUAGCCACCAUAUUAUUAUCAUCA